Molecule: messenger RNA, 1392 nt
Organism: Schistosoma intercalatum
Lineage: Eukaryota; Metazoa; Platyhelminthes; Trematoda; Strigeidida; Schistosomatidae
Source: the annotation of a GenBank genome assembly
AUGCUUAUGAUGUGUGACCAAAGCAUUGAAAACGAUAACAAACCUUUAACUACUGAAUUAAAUCAUGAUGAAAAAAACAGUGAAAUACAUUCAAUUAUUAUUUAUUUUCAUCCAAUAACUGAUGAAAAAUCUAAUAAUCAAUUUUAUUUACAAGCUUUGCAAGAAUUAUUGAAAUGUAUAAUUGAUAAGAAAUUGAAUCUUGUACACUUUGAAACGAGACCACCUUUAACUUUAUCCAAUGCAAACCAAGACAUUCAAUAUUCUUGUUUAAUAACUUUGGAAACAAAUGAAGUAAAUAUGAAUUUAUUGUACGAAGAAUUACGGUGCAACAGUUUUGUUUCUAGAAUAAAUUUACCAAAUAAUCAAGAAUCUCAAUAUUGGUAUCCUAAACACAUUUCUGAUUUGGAUAAAUGUCAACAUCUACUGCUUAAAUUUCAACCUGAAUUACAAACUGAUCAUCCAGGCUUUCAUGACAAAGUUUACAGAGAACGACGAGAAAAUAUAGCGAAAAUAGCAUUUGAUUAUAAAUAUGGUGAUCGUAUACCUGAAGUUGAAUAUACCAAAGAAGAAAUUGAAACUUGGGGCUUGGUUUUCACAAAAAUGAAAGCUGUUCAUGCUUCAAGAGCAUGCAGAGAAUAUAUUGAUGGAUUUCAACUCUUAGAAAAAUAUUGUAAUUACAAUUCUGAAAGCAUACCCCAACUGCAAACAAUCUGCGAAUUUAUGCACCGUACUUCAGGAUUUCGUAUUCGACCUGUUGCUGGUUUAGUUUCACCAAGAGAUUUCUUGGCAAGUUUAGCGUUUAGAGUAUUCCAAUGUACUCAAUAUAUACGUCAUCAUUCACGUCCUAUGCAUACACCAGAACCGGAUUGCAUUCACGAACUCAUUGGUCAUAUGCCUAUGUUAGUAAAUAGAAAAUUUGCUGACUUUUCUCAAGAACUAGGUUUAGCAUCUUUAGGAGCUUCUGAAGAAGAAAUUAUGAGACUAUCAACAUUAUACUGGUUUACUGUUGAAUUCGGCUUAUGUAAUGAAAAUGGAGAAACACGUGCACUAGGUGCUGGAAUUAUGUCAUCAUAUGGUGAAUUGGAAAAUGUAUUUAGUGACCACUCCGUGAAACAACCUUUUGAUAUAAAUAAUGCGGCAGUACAAGUAUACGAUGAUUUUGGUUAUCAAAAAGUUUACUUUGUAACUGAAUCUAUCGAAUCAAUGAAACGGGAACUUCGAAACUACAUAAAUUCAUCUACAAAAUCAACAUUUCCAAUUUACGAUCCAAUCACAGAAACAGUGCAUAUGAAAUCUAGAUUUUCCAUUCGAAAAGAAAUCCUGCAACAUGUGAAAGAAGAGACUGAUCAGUUGGAUACAUUGCUUAAUCAUUCUAACUUUACAUUGUCAUGA